CUUCUUCUUUUUGCCAUCUUAACCGCGGUAGAUCUUUAUCAGAAACACACGUUAAGUCUUUUGAUAAUUCUUCUAAACACGAGUUACGAACAAUACACUGUUUAAAAUGGCGUGUAAAUUAGUAAAUUAAUGCAAAACAGAAAGGAAGUUUAGUUAAUUAACCAUUUAGUAAUAUCCUUUUCUUACACGGUAAUUUUUUUCCUCUCCUAUUAAGUGAAUGUAAGCAUGUAAGACACCGGCGCCUAUGUUGUAAUUUGAUACAGAGAAUCCAAACCUACUUAAGAAGUCCUCAUUUGGACGAAUAUGAGGCUUCCUUAAGAGGAAAAAUGGCUUUUCUUAUUCUUUUUGGCCAUUGUUUUUUGUAAGUAACAUGACUUUUAGAUUGCUAUUGUUAUCCUAGCGCGAUCGAAACGAGUCGAAGUAACCAAGCGCGUUAUUACCAACCAGGACAGAUUACCUUUUAAUUUUAUCUAAUUAUAGUUGGCAAAGCUUCGAAGCCAAUAUGUUAUUUUCGAUAUUGUAAUGAGUUUUGGCAUCUUUAAAUCAUUUCUCACUCUACAAAUGUUUGUGGACGUCAUAAAAAAAAAGAAGAGGGGAGAAAAACCAAGAUAAUUAUGAUUAAAGAAGAAAUUAAAGCAGCAGAACUUUAUUGUCAUUAUUAAAAAUUAGAAAUGGAAGAUAGAAUGAGUCCGGUUUAAUUAAAUGGGAACGGCCACUCACCUGCAGACCCUCUAAUGCGAUGAGUAAGAUAGACUAAUAUCUUCACGCCUGUUAAUAUAUCCAGGCAUCUGAAACGUGGUUACGAUAACACAAUAUUGAUGGAAAGUGACGUUACUUAUCAGAUAUUUUUGGAAAAAAAUGUGGGCGGAGGAAGAGGCGUUGUUCGGGAUUGCCCAUGUAGACCUACAAUUUGUUUUUUUUUUCUUUCUUUCUUCAAUGGGAGUUUUUCUUGGAAAUUUACAUCUUUAGUCUCAGUUUGCACUUCAUAUACUAAAAAUACCUCAGCAAUUUAAGUGGAAUAACGAAUUGCAAUGUUACACUACAAAUUAGUAUGCUUUUAAUGUAAUAAAACUAGAGCUACUGGCAUUUAAACGAAUCAAAGGCGGCUAAAGUUAAACUUAUAUAAUUUUGAAAACUUUUUAAUCUACUUUCUAAUCAAAGAAUUCCGAACUGCACCACGCAAACGCCCGAAGAAUAAAUCUUAUAGUUUCUGGUUAGUCCAGCCAUUCCAGCACCAUUCAUCACUUACUAUCAUUUAUCAAAAGAGGUGCUUCAGAAUGUCAGAUGGGGUUCAUUCACACCCUCAAAGAUAGAACACUACAUCGAUUCGAUGUUUGUGUGAUUUCCAGAAUAUGGUUCAUAACACAAUGCCAGACAAUCGAAUGAACUUUAGGCCCUUUGCUCUACCUGUAGAGGCAAUCUACUGACUCCUGGAACCUGUUAGGUAACUUUUUCGGACAGCUGCCGAUGCUUCUUCGCUCUUCGUUGUUUUCGGCGGCCAUAUUCUAUGCACGUAUCCAUCACACAAGUUAAUUAGACUGAUUGGUGGUGAUCGGAAUGCACCUUUACCAAAGGAUAUCUAUUUUGCUCCAGGAAUAAUCUUUAAGGAUCCACUCUUUUGAUGAGAGCUAUUUAGAAGUAUAAAGACCUGUCCACAUUCACCUUAUGUCUCUGUGGACAGGAGACAUCCAUGUGGGGACUGGCAUUCAACUGCCUACCUACAAGGUGACAAUGGAAACUGAAUCGGUCAGAUCCGGUCACAGCGAACAAUCGUCAAGAUCUCGAAGGAGCAGAGGUCAUAGCAGUCAUGGAGGAGGCUCUCAUCAUCACAGUCACAGAAACAGGAGUACCGGAUCCGGAAAGCACUCUCUCAGGUCUAACCGAUCCGGAAACAAGGAGGAGAGUGGAGAAGAAAGAACGGAAACUGGAGAAGUUAUCGAAGUGCAAAUACUAUCGCAGGACGAUAACUGGGGUGAUAAUACUACCGCCAUUACCGGAAACACCAGCGAAAGAUCGGCUUCGGUGGAUGACAUAUCCAAAUUCGGACGCGAUUUCGAACAAGGUUUGGCAUUUCGGUGCCAAAUGUGGAUGGGGACAAUCAUAGCGGCUCUACUAUCAUUCUGUGCCUUCAUAUCACCCAUAGUUAUGGUAGUGCUACCAAGGAUAGAGAUGUUCGAUUGGAAGAUCGAUCAAUGUGGUCCCGAAUGUGAUGGUUUGCUCAUAAGUUUCUCUUUUAAACUUUUAAUACUCUUAGUCGGUUGUUGGGCAGUGUUUUUCAGGAAACCAAAAGCUACCAUGCCCAGAAUAUUUAUUUUUCGAGCUAUAAUUAUGGCUUUGGUGUUCGUUUUUACCUUCUCGUAUUGGCUCUUCUACGGAGUGCGCUUCCUCGAGAAGAGAACGAAUAGCAGCGGUACUUCUUAUCAGAGUAUCGUGUUGUUUGCCGUAUCGUUGGUGGACGCUCUGCUCUUCAUACAUUACUUAGCCGUGAUUCUUAUGGAAAUUAGACAAUUGCAACCCCAUUAUUUUGUCAAAGUGGUACGAUCGCCCGAUGGCGAGAGCCAUUGCUAUAACAUGGGACAGCUCAGCAUACAAAGAGCUGCCGUAUGGAUUUUAGAACGAUACUACCAAGAUUUUAGUAUUUAUAAUCCGUAUUUAGAAACCAUUCCCACCAAAACAAGAAAGUCUACUUCAGGCUUCAAAGUCUACGAAGUAGAUGGAAUAGGGAACAAUACAAUCAAUGGACAAACAAGAGCUGUUUUGGCAGCUAAUGCCAGAAGGAGAGACACUAGUCACAACGAAAGGUUCUAUGAAGAACACGAAUACGAAAGACGUGUUAAGAAAAGAAGAGCAAGAUUGAUUACUGCUGCUGAAGAAGCUUUCACACACAUCAAGCGGUUACAAGACGAACAAGGUGAGUAAAUUCUACUAUUUUUAUACCUCCAAAACUCCAAAAAAUUAAUCAAUAAACAAGUUUUUCACAAAAAUCUCUUCCAACAUAUUCAUUGAGUUAAUCGUAUUAAGAAGCCAGCAAAUUAAUCUUUGACCUCGCCUCUAAUUAAUUAUCCUCAGAAUAAAUAUGAAUCAAAAACAUAAGUAAAGAAAUUCAUUAUUAAUAAGGAUUAAAUCAUCUCUUUUAAAUGCAAAUCUCGUUAAUAUGAUUGCUUUAUCAGCAAAAUUUCUAUCUUUCUGCAAAAGAAAACGAGAUCAAAUAUUGUUUCAAGUGAAAAUUUCUAUCCUUUUUUUCUAACCUCCAAAAAUAUAAAGUACUCUUCGGUGCCUAUCGACAGGAAACUGCUUCACUUAAGCUUUACAAAUCUUUAUUUUAUUGCUAGUUCGACGGUUAAAGGAAAUGCUUGGCUUGGAAUUUUCCCUUUUUUACUACUCUACUUUUCAGAUAAGCUCUUUUAUAUAUAUAAACUUAUAUUUCGAUAGUUUCGUCAAAAAUUUUCGAUAACUUAAUUCUAAAAAAAAGAAAGAAAGUUUUAUUUAUUUUAAAAUAUAUUGGAAAGAGUUGAGAUUCCAGCAAUAAAAUCGAUAAAUUCUCAUCAAAUUUUGACAAUAACAUGAUCAGUAAGUGACAAAACAUGUGCAAGAAAGUUUGAAAUCUAUAAAACAUGUUUAUAUCUCGUAAAUAUAGUAUCUUUGGAUGUAAUGGUAGUUUACUACUAGCCAGAAACAUCACGUAAAAAAAUAAGAGAAGUGGACUGGCGACAGGUAAAAAAUGAUACCAUUAUACAACAGAAUGUGGAUAAAGUAGAUUUGUGGCAUAAUUUAUUAUUUUGGGAGCGGGAGAGGUUAUUUAAUUCCCAAUAACAACUUUUCGAAGAAUGUAUUCAGUCGUAAAGUCUUUAUAUUUAAUGUUUCAUCGAAAUUUAUCACUAUUGUUUGCCACAAAUGAAAAUUAACAAGGUUGUUAAUUUGCUACACUUGUUCAAUCGACGACCUCCUCAAGAGAAGAAUUCUAAUUAAGAAAUCUUCCAGAUAAACAUGUUUAAAUUCUAAACACGAUCGUACUGAUUGAUGUUACAACUUUAUACUAAAUUCUAACUU
Molecule: messenger RNA, 4050 nt
Organism: Centruroides sculpturatus (bark scorpion)
Lineage: Eukaryota; Metazoa; Arthropoda; Arachnida; Scorpiones; Buthidae
Product: vang-like protein 2-B
Exons: 2
Coding region: 1666-2919 (417 amino acids)
Biological process (GO): establishment of planar polarity; multicellular organism development; Wnt signaling pathway, planar cell polarity pathway
Cellular component (GO): plasma membrane
Source: RefSeq, a predicted model, not a curated record